This is a messenger RNA of Medioppia subpectinata, 1284 nucleotides long. NCBI's taxonomy places the organism in Eukaryota, Metazoa, Arthropoda, Arachnida, Sarcoptiformes, Oppiidae. The record is from the annotation of a GenBank genome assembly.
AUGUUGAAAAAUAUUUGCAAAACAUUUUGCUUUCAACGCAAGUAUCGGUCGAUUAUCUCAUUAUCACAUGAAAGACACCGACUUUUGUCCACCGAAGACAAGACCAGAGAACACGUGAAGAGCGCCGAAAUCUCACAACCGAUUGAAUCCACGUUUGAGUCCAUUAACAGAGUAUUAAAAGACAAGAGUUUGAAAGACCUGUUAAAUGAAGCGUCGAGUGAAUUGGAAAGCAUCGGUUCCGGCGCUCAAGAACUCACUCAAAGGGAUAUAAACGAAAGCAUUGCUAAAAGGGAUCAAAAGAGGCUUUCAUUGCGGCCGAAGACGGCUCCGGAGGACACGACUGUAAUGCUAUUCCCGGGUCAGGGCUCGCAGUUUGUUGGGAUGGGUUAUCAUGUCAUCGAUUCGCCUAAUGUUAAGCAAAUGUUUACAAUCGCUAAACAGAUUUUGGGCUACGAUUUGCUUGACUUAUGCCUUAACGGACCGAUUGAACGCUUAAAUCAGACCCAAUUCAGUCAACCGGCAAUCUUUGUCACGUCGUUGGCCGCCGUCGAGAGCCUCCGCCAAUCGGGUUCGGGUGAUGUGGAGUCAUGUGUGGCGACCGCCGGCUUUAGUGUCGGCGAAUUGGCUGCUCUGGUCUUCGCCGGCGCUCUCUCUUUCGAAGACGGACUCCGUUUAGUGAAGAUAAGGGCCGAAGCGAUGCAAUACGCGACCGAAUUGGUGCCGUCGGCGAUGAUUACUGUCUUCUUCAACGCCGACGCGCGCAUCAACUUUGCCUGCAAUGCGGCCAAAGAGUGGUGUCUUCGCAAAGGAGUACAGCCCGAGUACGCCGUGUGUUCGGUCGCUAACUAUCUGUUCCCGCACUGCAAAGUCGUCGCCGGACACGAAGAGGCCAUCAGUUUCUUGCAAAUGAAUGCUAAAGAUUUUGGCAUUAAAAAGACAAAGCGUUUGCCAGUUUCGGGUGCUUUCCAUACAAGCCUUAUGGCGCCCGCGAGGGAAGUGAUGAGAGAAGCGCUCAAACGGAUCCGAAUAGAUGUGCCGCUAAUCCCUGUUCACUCCAACUUUGACGCCAGGGUUUACAGCAAUGCCGAUGACAUCCGCAAGAAGUUAGCCAAACAAAUCGUAUCACCCGUUCGUUGGGAACAAAUACUUCACAUCAUAUAUGAGAGGCCGAAGGAGACCAAGUGUCCGAAGACCUUCGAGUGCGGCCCCGGGACCUCACUCUUGUCCACAUUAAAUAUGGUUCACGGCAUCGCCCGAAGAAGUGCCCGACACGUCCCGGUUUAG